GUUUUUAUUUUUUCUUAUCCUAUUGUUGGCACGCCUUUUACUAGUCAAGCCGUUUUAUUUUAGUCUACGGAAAUCGGAAAAACGUUCAGUAAACAGACGUCAGUAUAAGUAUUUAUAUUCUUCGACAUUCGGAAAUGCUAAUACGCCUUUUUCUCUUUCGCAGAUGAUCCGCAUCGUUGACUUGGAGUCUUGGCGAACAAAAAAGUAACCAACGAUGUAUUGCCGAUACAACUUGUGAAAUCGAUCAUGGACAAAAACAAGAAAAAAAAUCACACCAAUGGAAAAUAUAAGAAAAAUGGAAAAACGGAAAAUUAUAAAGUAGAUGAUGACAUUGUAACAACAUGUUGUUUCUGCGUCAGAACCAAAAAGAGCAAAAAGAAAACCCUUGUAGCGGGAUGUAUCACAAAUCUUGGUAUUUUUGUUCUGCUGAUUGCAUAUACUCUAGUUGGUGCUUUCAUAUUCUUGGCUAUCGAAGGUAGUGCAGCUAAAAUACACCAGAAGACUCUAGCAACUACAUCUUAUCAGGCAAACGAUAGUCCGAAAGUGCCCAGCGCUAAACUAAAUGGUAGCAUUUCUCAGGCUAGUGCGGAGCUACGAUCGCAAACAGUUGAAAGUAUUUGGGAGAUAACUGUAUCUCUAAACAUACUGUACAAAGAAAACUGGACAAGAUUAGCUGCUCAAGAGAUAGCUCGGUUUCAAGAGAAAUUAGUAGCGCGUGUGGCAGCUGAUGUAUCAGCUCAAUAUGGAGGAGCUAGAGCUUUAGAGUCUGCACCAGCGUUAGUAGUCGAUGAUUAUGAAUGGAACUUUGCUAAAGCUUUUCUUUACUCUCUCACCGUUCUAACAACUAUAGGAUAUGGGAGUGUAGCUCCAAAAACAGCACUAGGAAAGGCAGUUACUAUUGGAUAUGCAGUCAUAGGAAUCCCAUUAACACUUCUAUACCUUUCAGUUGUAGGAGCAUUAUUAUCAAGGCUUGCCAGAAGUGUAUUCAGUAAAGCACUAUGUUGCUGCUUAUGUACAAAAUGCGGGUAUUGCUGUCUCGACGAAAGGACAAUGGCUAGUAAAGAAAGAAAAGAAAAAGUGAGGAGACAUGAUGACUACAGAAAUCAAACUCUGCACUUGCAAGAACCAUACUAUGUUCGAUCGCCAUCGGGAACUAUAAUAUCAGCAUCCCAAGCACACAGCGUCAGUACAAAUUCUAUGAAAGAUAAAACUCCUGGGCUUGGCUUUCUUAGAGACUGCGAUUCAAUGAGUUGCACAGACACAGAUUCGAAGAUAUCACUACGAGGUUUCUCAAUCCUAGCCCCAGUUUGUCUUUGUCUUGGCGCUAUAUUCACAUAUAUCUUUUUUGGUGCGCUGGUUUUGUAUCAGCUCGAGGGUUGGAGUCCAAUAGAUGGUGUUUAUUUCUGCUUCAUGAGUCUCAGCACAAUAGGUUUUGGUCAUUUAGCUCCUGGCGCUACUCAAAAAAAUGGUGCGUCUACAGGUACCGUAUGGUUUUGCUCAAUUUAUAUAAUGACCGGGCUCGCUUUGACUGCUAUGUGUUUCAACGUUCUACACGAUGAGAUCGUUCACCGUUUAAGGCAUCACGAGAAGGGGAUGAAGAUGAAUACUCAAAAGGUGCUGACGUCAGAAUUCCUUCACCGGUCUUGACGUGACGAUAGUGGAAAUAUGACCGACGAGACGAUCUUAAAUUCUGAAGGCGACUCUUUACCAGAAGUUUUGAAUCACGUUUCUGGUUCGAGGUGUGAUGGCGGUGCUAUACGACGUUCCGUUUACACACUCAGAGAAGAGAAGGAACCAGAAAGGAUGACACCUAUGUAAUGAUCCUACGCAUUUUGAUAAUUAGAUGUUCUGAGAAUAAUCGAUUUGUUAUAUUUAUUGUGUUUUUAGAUAUUUAUAUUUCAAUUCAUUUAUCAAUGAGAUGAAAUUGAAUAACAUAAGUAGUGCAACGGAAUUUAUCAUACGGUUUUGGUUUUAAACCAAAUAAAUAUUUAAAUGAGAAUUUCCUUCUUGGCGAUGUCCAUGGAAAUGUAUUAUUUCGUUGAGAUGUAGAUAAAUAGUGUUGAUAUUAAAAACAAGAAUCAUAAGAAAAAACCCUAAGAAGUAAUGAAAUGACUGACCAUAUUUGUUAAUUAUUUUAAAUAGUUUAAGCAAUACCUUCAUAAGAAACCCUUAGAGUGUAAUGUUUAGCAACUAUCACUAGUAAAAAGAGCUAUUUUAAUAAUUGUUUUCUAGUUCAAAGGCAACUUAGGAUAUGUAUGAAAAUAAACAGUAGUUAGAUCCUAGUGUACUAUAGUUUUACAAGACAACUAUGUGCCAUAUCCAGAAC
Molecule: messenger RNA, 2326 nt
Organism: Diatraea saccharalis (sugarcane borer)
Lineage: Eukaryota; Metazoa; Arthropoda; Insecta; Lepidoptera; Crambidae
Source: the annotation of a GenBank genome assembly